UUUGUUAUUUUAUAAAUAAAUACUUGUGUCGUAUCCGAUGUGUUUAUCCUAAUCACAGAGGAAGAACUUCAUGCUGAAUACUGGAACAACAAAGCGAAACAAGCCCUUCACACUGCACUGAAUGUUCAGCCUGAUGUGCACAAAGCCAAAAACCUCAUCCUGUUCCUGGGGGACGGAAUGGGAAUGCCAACAGUKACAGCUGCCCGGAUCCUCAAAGGCCAGCUGAAAGGAAAUUCAGGAGAGGAGGAAAGUUUGGUUAUGGAUACAUUUCCUCACGUGGCACUGUCUAAGACCUAUAACGUAGACCAGCAGAUGCCAGAUAGUGCCGGCACAGCGACGGCAUACUUAUGUGGGGUAAAAGCCAACUAUGGGACCCUUGGAGUCUCUGCUGCCGCUCCACUGGGUAACUGUAAUGCUACUUUUGGCAACGAAGUCACAUCAAUUCUCCACCGUGCCAAGAGUGCAGGAAAAUCUGUUGGAAUUGUCACAACAACGAGAGUGCAACAUGCUUCCCCUGCAGCAAGCUACGCUCACUCUGCAGACAGAGAUUGGUAUUCUGACUCUGACCUCCCUAAAGAAGCUGUCCAAAAUGGYUGUCACGACAUUGCUUAUCAACUGAUUCACAACACARAGAUAGAUGUCAUUCUGGGUGGAGGUCGUACGUAUAUGUUACCAAAAGACACACCGGACCCUGAGUACUCAUCUGUGACCGGAGACCGGAAAGAUGGAAAAAAUCUUAUUGAUGAAUGGGCUAAAAACAAAAAGAAUGCUAAAUAUGUUUGGAAUAAGAGUGAUUUUGAUGCUGUCGAUCCUCGAAAAACAGACUUCCUCCUAGGUUUGUUUGAACCCAAAGACUGUCGCUAUGAGCUGGAGCGAGAUACAUCUAUGGACCCUUCGCUAACAGAGAUGACAGAAAAGGCAAUCAAGAUUCUCCAAAAAAAUCCAGAAGGAUAUUUCCUGUUUGUGGAAGGGGGGAGAAUUGAUCAUGGUCACCAUGCCACUUGGGCUAAAAAAGCUCUCYACGAAGCUGUAGAGUUUGACCGUGCAAUCGGGCGAGCAGCAGAACUCACCAAUGAGCUGGACACACUGACUGUAGUCACUGCUGACCACUCCCAUGUCUUUGCUUUUGGAGGAUAUUCCRCAAGAGGAAACUCUGUUUUGGGAGUUUCUCGUACAUUGGCCAUGGACAAAAAGCAUUUUACCACUGCUGUUUAUGGCAAUGGACCAGGAUAUCAGAUAGUCAAUGGAACUCUUUCAUCAUGA
Poecilia reticulata (guppy) is the source of this 1263-nucleotide messenger RNA. NCBI's taxonomy places the organism in Eukaryota, Metazoa, Chordata, Actinopteri, Cyprinodontiformes, Poeciliidae. The record is from RefSeq and is a predicted model, not a curated record.